Messenger RNA from Cuscuta campestris, 1137 nucleotides. The record is from the annotation of a GenBank genome assembly. Lineage: Eukaryota; Viridiplantae; Streptophyta; Magnoliopsida; Solanales; Convolvulaceae.
AUAAUUGAAAAUAAAAAAAGGUUUGAUCUACGAGGGACCGGAGGAAGUAGUUAUAUUUUUGAAAUAUUUGUACUAAAUAGAAAAGGAAGUGAUCGAGCUGAAAAGUAAGUAGGAGUAAGAAACAAAGUGUAAUGGAGCCUCCUGUAUCCAGCCCAAGGAUUUCCUUCUCCGCAGAUUUUCUGGAGGAGAAAGAUUUCAUAUCAAUAUGCCCGGCCGCCGGAUCAGAUGAACAGAACAAUGACAAUGAGAAAGGCCGCCGCAGCAAUCCGACAGAGUUCGAAUUCCUCUCCGGCGAGAUCAACAACACUAUGAUGAUCACCGCAGACCAGCUCUUCUCCGUGGGAAAGUUGCUCCCCUUCUGGCAAAUGCAUCUUCCCGCCGACAAGAUCUGCCGGAAUGCCGGCGGAGAGGAAGCGCCGGAGAAGCCAAGAUCCGACGAGGAUGCGGUGGGCUUGUUUCUUGAUGACCACGACAACCCGUCUCCCCGGCUGUCGAAAUGCACUGUUCUGUGGAAAGAGCUGCUGAGGCUGAGGAAGAAGAACAAAGCUUCUUCAUCUUCUUCAUUGUCUCCGUCUUCUUCAACGUCUUCGUCUUCUUCUUCAGGCGGCGGUUCUAUGCCCGAUUCCCUGCCUGAGCAGGGAAGCAGGAAGAAACCGCCCGAGAAGAAGACGAUGAAGAUGGAGAAGGGGGGAAAUAAAUCUGCACCCUUAAGGGUAAGGCCUGUAAUCAAUGUCCCAAUUUGCACCCCAAGAAAGAGCACUUCUUCACUCUCUCCUCUGUUCAAUUUCCCCUCAAGAAGGGAUCUUUGGAAAGGUGGCUUUAUCAAUUAAUUAGCUUGUGUAGCCAAAUGUUGUGUAAUUCUGAAUCACUUCCAGCUUUGUGAUCUUUUCUUGCUAAGCCAAGAUUAUAUUUCUUCUGUUCAUCAAUUGCUACUUCAUUUGCAAAAUUUAGAUUGAUGUUAAUCUCAGAUGAUCAUAUUAUUAAAUAAAUAGUGAAAUUUACAUUGAAUAUGACUAAAACAUAAUUCAUUUACUCCAAAGUAUUGAUUUUCUUUCUUACAAUAAUCUUAGCUUACUCCAUUUGUAACCAGAUGGGUAUGUGAGAGUGCCUUAUUAAAAGUAAAGACGUGUAUGUGGA